Molecule: messenger RNA, 2778 nt
Organism: Parnassius mnemosyne (clouded apollo)
Lineage: Eukaryota; Metazoa; Arthropoda; Insecta; Lepidoptera; Papilionidae
Source: the annotation of a GenBank genome assembly
AUGGCUAACGAAUUUACCUUAUGUACAUGGAACUUAAGAACACUGUACAGACCAGCGGGCCUUCAACUUUUAUGUCAACAACUUGCAAAUCACAGAGCUGAUAUAACAGCGGUUCAGGAACUUAGAUGGUUGGGACAUGGCGUUAUUGAUAAACCAGAUUUCGCCAUAUACUAUAGUUGUAAUGAAAAGCAUCAUACCUUUGGAACAGGUUUCGUCGUGAGCAAACGCCUAAAACAUCUUGUAAUUGAUUUCCAACCAAUUAAUGAAUGUAUGUGUAAAAUCAGACUUAAAGGUAAAUUUCAAAAUUACACAAUCAUUAAUGUACACGCUCCGACGGAAGAUACUGACCUCGAAGAGAAGGAAAGAUGGUAUUCCGAUGUGGAAAGCGUGUAUUCCAAUUCUCCCAAAGGUGACAUCAAAAUUAUAAUUGGGGAUAUGAAUGCAAAGGUGGGAAGAGAAAGUAUAUACCGACCAACGAUAGGCUCCCACAGCCUACACAAAACAUCUAACGACAAUGGCACACGUCUCAUUGAUUUGGCAACUUCCCUAGGAAUGGUCGUCGGCAGCACACGCUUUCCACACAAGAAUAUCCAUAAAAUAACGUGGGUCUCCGCGGAUAACGUCACCCGAAACCAAAUAGACCAUAUUUUGAUAGACGGGAGACACUGCUCUAAUCUUCUGGACGUCAGAAGCCGUAGAGGAGCAAACAUCGACUCGGAUCACCAUCUUGUUGUAUGCAAAAUAAGAGCACGAAUAUCACGGUACAAGUACACCAAAACGGUAAGAACAAAAAAGAUUGAAACAACAAGGCUGAAGAGAGAGCAGGAUGUCAAAUACAAAUAUAUGGACACAGUUCACAGAGAACUUAUGAAAGUGGGCGAAAGAAAUAGCAACAGCAUUGGCGAUCCUGAUAGCACCUGGCGGAAUCUUAAAGGAGUUUUAUCUACGGCUGCUAGUGAGAUUUUGGGAUUUGAGGAAAAACCGAAGCGUAACGACUGGUUUGAUGAUGAAUGUCAGAAGAUCACUAAUGAGAAAAAUGAUGCGUACAGAUUAAUGCAACAGAAGUACACUCGCGGGCGUGGAGAAGAGUAUAAGAAGCGAAGAAGACGAGAAAAACACCUACAUAAGAGAAAGAAAAGAUCGUACGAAGAACAACAACUGCGUGAGAUUGCAUCUAGUUACACACAAAAGGAAACUAGAAACUUCUACAACCAAGUAAAUGGGGGACGGAAAGAAUUCAAACCCAGAACCACGGCGUGUAGAAGUAAGAAUGGACAGCUACUUAAUGAUAAAGAUGAGAUCGUUCAAAGAUGGGCUGAAUACUUUCGUGAACUCCUUAACAGUUCAGUGCAGACUCGUCCACUUUCUGUACCAGUACCUCAAGCUCUACUAAAGAAUCAACAGACUGAUGAAUCUUUGUACCCCACUAUAGAAGAUACUAAAAGAGCCAUUCAAUCCAUCAAAAAUAACAAAUCUCCGGGAAUGGACGAUAUCCAAGGCGAACUUAUAAAGUAUGCCGGAACUGGUUUCGAGAAAGAGUUUCACCACCUGGUGCUCCAAAUUUGGAACAAUGAAAAAAUGGCUGAUGAUUGGAAUACAUCUGUUAUCUGUCCCCUACAUAAGAAAGGCGACAUAUUGGAUUGCAAUAAUUACCGAGGCAUAUCUCUCUUGAACACCGGUUAUAAAGUUUUUGCCAAUAUGCUUUUUAAUAAACUAAAGCCAUAUGUAGAAUCCAGCUUGGGAGAGUAUCAGUGUGGGUUCCGUCCAAACAGGUCCACAGUAGACCAAAUCUUCUCGCUUAGGCAGAUACUUGAAAAAACGUUUGAGUACAACGUGAAUACUCACCACCUUUUCGUAGACUUUAAGGCUGCCUAUGACAAUGUGCACAGAAGUUUCCUGUACCAGGCUAUGAUGGAGAUUGGCAUCCCAACAAAGCUCGUGCGCCUGACGGAGAUGACUCUUAGAAACUCUCAAAGCGUUGAUAGAGUUCAAACAAAUGUAUCAGAGCCCUUCAGAACCAAUGACGGCUUAAGACAAGGGGAUGCGCUCUCGUGCCUACUGUUCAACAUCGCUCUCGACAAGUGUAUUCGCGACUCAAAGAUCGAGACCAAAGGCACUAUCUAUCACAAAUCUGUUCAAAUCCUAGGAUAUGCGGAUGACCUCGACGUGAUAGGAAGAUCUCUACCUGCAAUGGAGAGUGCAUACCUUGCUCUUGAAAAAUCAGCUGCGGAGGCUGGUCUCCAAGUUAACAUGGCUAAGACUAAGUACCUGAAAGCGUCAAAAGACCAGCAAAUUCUACUACAAGGAGUUAAUAUUGGCAACAACACCUUCGCUAGCGUCAAUGAUCACGUAUACCUGGGAUCCUUAGUAACCGAUAACAACGAUGUGUCUUCAGAAAUAAGUAGGAGAAUAAUGGCGGCUAACAAGUGCUACUUCGGACUACUAAGAUACUUACGUUCGAAACUUCUUUCAAGAAGCAUAAAACUUCUCUUGUACGAAACCUUACUAAGACCUAUACUCACCUACGGUUCCGAAUGUUGGGUGCUAAGCAAAAAAGACGAAAACUCCUUGUUGGUAUUUGAGCGGAAAAUACUAAGACGCAUUUUCGGAGCUGUGAUGGAAAAUGAGAGAUGGCGAACGCGUUAUAAUCACGAGCUAUACCAAAUGUACGAUGAGCCAAACGUAAUUAAGACCAUAAAGAUCGGACGCCUGCGUUGGGCAGGACACGUGUUGCGAAUGGACGAGGCCAGAGUACCCAAACGCCUUUUAGAAGGCUGA